AUGCCCUGUGUGCUGUUCCGCAUUUUGUGGGAGGGUCUUGUUGGUAUCCCGCUGAGCCACCUCUUCGGCUACAACAAGGGCCCCUGGCUCGCCAAUUCGACGCAACACAUUUUUGGCGGUUUCGCGAGCUUCUACACGGCCGCCUGGAUCUACGGCAUCUUCGUUUUAUGGGAUAAGCCGUGGCUGUGGGACGUGAAAGAAUGUUGGAUCGGGUACCCGUUUCACGAGAUCCCGCGAUCGGUUUGGUGGUACUACACGUUGGAGGCGACAUUCUACUACUCCCUCCUUCUCGGCGCAUUUUUCGACGUGCGUCGCUCAGACUUUUGGCAGUUGAUCUUUCACCACGUCGUGACGCUCGGUCUUCUCUCCGCCUCGUGGGCCAUCAAUUUUGUUCGGGUAGGAACCCUGGUGCUCGUCUCGCACGACAUUGCCGACGUGUUCCUCGAGGGCGGCAAGCUUCCCGAUUAUCAAAUCUUCAACCCGUUGCAGGUUCCCUACGUGCCGCGGUUGAUCAUCAUCAUGUUGGUCGCCCUCUUCCUGCUGCACAUCUUCUGGACGUACAUCAUUGGAAAAAUCGUCGUGCGGACGAUACAAGAGGGUGAGGCGGCCGAUGUGCGCUCCGACAGCGAGGACGAGGCCGAGGAGCAGGAAGUCCGCCGGAAACGACUCACAAAAACGAAACAACAAACGAAGAAGGAAGAC
Messenger RNA from Mesorhabditis spiculigera, 702 nucleotides. The record is from the annotation of a GenBank genome assembly. NCBI's taxonomy places the organism in Eukaryota, Metazoa, Nematoda, Chromadorea, Rhabditida, Rhabditidae.